AUGAGUUACACGAAGUUGGAAAUUGUUAUUUCUGCACCUACUCAAUGGCUUUUGGAUUCAAGGAUAGAAGCUUUUGAAGAAGUGUGCCUAACUGCAAUCUCAUUUUUAGAAAUGAGAGAACAAAAGGGUCAUAACAUUCAAAAUGCUACAAUUAAUUUUAAUAACGUCAAAGUAAAAAUUGUGUUUAUGGAAACUGGAAUUUGGAUCCGAAGAGUCGGAUUUUCAAUCGAUGACAUAUUGGAUGCAGGCAGCUAUCAUGGAUUUAAAUUAACAUUUGAGGUUCCUUCUCUUUGGGUGGAUCAUCAGACCGAUUUCCAAAAAUUAACAAAAGCUUUUAUUGUUGCUGCAAUUAGAGAAGAUUUAAGCUUUACUGUUCAAGGAGCCUGUGAACAAAUGGAUAAAGAUAUCUCCGUUUGGAGUGAGAAAUAUGAUGAUGUGAUGGAAUUGGGCAUGGUGGACCACCUGAGUGAGGGAGAACAGGAUACAGUAGUGGACAACGAGAGUGAGGAAGAGCAAGAUCUAGUGGUGGUGGACAGUGAAGAAGAGCAAGUGGAAGAGGAGGAGCGUGAGGGAGUGCAAGAUGUACCUGAGAGUGAGGGAGAAAAAGAUAUUGUGGUGGUCUUGGACAGUGAGGAAGAACAAGUGAAAGGGGGUGAGCAAGAGGAGGAGGAGCGUGAAGGAGAGACUGUGCAUGAGAGUGAGGGAGAACAAAAUAUAGUGGUUGAUGAUAAGAGUGAGAAAGAACAAGAUCUUGUGGUGGUGAACAGUGAGGAAGAACAAGUGGAAAAGGAGCGUGAGGAAGAGACUGUGCAUGAGAGUGAGGGAGAGGAGAUUAUGAAUGAGAGUGAGGGAGAGCGAGAUAUGGAACUUGAAAGUGAGGGAGAGAUGGAUAAUGAACUUGAGAGUGGGGGAAAGCGAGAUAUGCAAGAUGAGCGUAAGAGAGAGGGAGAGCGAAAUAUGCAAGAUGUAGAUGAAAGCGAGAAAGAGCGUGAGAGCGAGGGAGAGCGUGAAAUACAAGAUGUGCAUGAGGGAGAGCGUGAUAUGCGAGAUGUGCAUGAGGGAGAGCGCGAUAUGCAAGAUGUGCAUGAGAGCGAGGGAGAACGAGAAAUGGGUCAUGAGAGCGAGGGAGAGCGAGAAGUGGGUUAUGAGAGUGAGAGAGAGCGUGAUAUGGGUUAUGAGAGUGAGAGAGAGGGAGAGCGUGAUAUGGGUUAUGAGAGUGAGAGAGAGGGAGAGCGCGAUAUGGGUUAUGAGAGUGAGAGAGAAAUAGAGAUGGGGGAUGAACACCAGGAGCCGCAACACCCAACUGUGGUAGCUCCACAGCAGACGGAGAGCACUACUGCACCUCUGAACGGCGCAAAGACAUGUCCUAAUAAGGCAAAAGGCGUUAAUAAACGCCCCAGGGAAGGUACAAGCCCAGAUGCGAGUCCGCGACGGGCGACUCAAGGCGGGAAGAGAAUUAAGCGAAAGGAGGCUCCACAGCUUGGUUCUGAGUCGCUGGUUAGAGCAAGAGAGGCGCCCUCAAACAGUCCUGGCAAGUCGUAUGCUGAGACCGUCUUGAGGGACGGAGCGGACAAUGGAGACGGUUUCAAGGUUGUUAAAAACAAGGAGAAACGGACUCCAAAAGAGAAACCCUCAGGUGAGAAAAAGGAGCUUCCGAAGCCCCCUUUGAAGCUAAGGAGCACGGAAGCUGUUAAAAUUACGGCAAGCGACCCAAAGUUUUAUGAGGAUGCACUGUCUUCGGCCCUGCAUGGUAAAGCUGAGGUCACACCUCUAGUGAAUAAAAGGUCUCUAGAGAUUAAGGAUUUGGACGAAGCCACCUCAGAGGAUGAGGUAAAUGCAGCACUAAGAGAAAAGCUGGGUAAACCUGACCUGAAGAUGGAGUGUCGACUUUUGCCGCGCUACAGAGGAACUAAGGUUGCUCUACCUUUCAGAGACCAAGAGCCGCAAUUUCCAACUGUGGAAACUCCACGGCAGACGAAGAGUGUUAUUGCAACCCGGGAUAGCGCGGCUGCAGGCGCAACUAAGACGAAAAAGGUUAAUAAGCGCCCUAGGGAAGGGGUAAGCCCGGAUGUGAGUCCACAACGAGCGACUCAAAGUGAAAAGAGGAUUAAGCGAAAGGAUGCUCCACAGCUUAAUCCUGAGUCGCUAGUUGAAGCAAAAGGGGCGUCCUCAAGUAGUCCUAGUAAGACGUAUGCCGAUACCGUCUUGAAAGACGGAGCGGACAUUGAGGAUGACUUUAAGGUUGUUGGAGAAAGAAAGAAACGGGCUCCAGGAAGAAAGACCAAAGGCGAGAAAAAAGAGCUCACGAAGCCCCCUUCGAAACUCAGGUCCACGGAAGCUGUGAAGAUCACGGCAAGAGACCCAAAGUUUUACGAGGGUAUCUUGCCGCUGAUAAAAGAAAAGGUUAAACCUGAAGAUACAGGCACCGUGGUACAGAAAAUCAGGAGAACUUUUAAACAGGAAGUUCUCCUGAUAGUGAAAAAGGGUGGAGAGACCUUAAAAUUUGCGAAAAGUCUGUCCUUGGCCCUGCAUGGCAAGGCCGAGGUCAUACCUCUUGUAAAUAAGAGGUCUCUAGAAAUCAGAGACCUGGAUGAAGCCACUACAGAGAGUGAGGUGACUUCAGCAUUGGAAGAAAAGCUAGGCAAGUCCGACCUGCCUAUAGAGUGCAAAUUACUGCCGCGCUACAAAGGAACUAAGGUUGCUCUAAAUCCGCUUGGCAGAAGCAGAAAGUGA
Molecule: messenger RNA, 2733 nt
Organism: Leptopilina heterotoma
Lineage: Eukaryota; Metazoa; Arthropoda; Insecta; Hymenoptera; Figitidae
Product: zinc finger CCCH domain-containing protein 13-like
Exons: 5
Coding region: 1-2733 (910 amino acids)
Source: RefSeq, a predicted model, not a curated record